AUGGCCGAGUCUCAAACGCACUUUCAGCCCCAAGGCGGGCUUCACAAAUUGAAGCAGGAUCUCCAAGAGGUGGCAAACGCGCUUGGGAAGAUCUACAUCAAGCAAUCGGCUUUGCUGCUGUACUGGGAAGAUGACGAGACUAACGCCCAGGCCGAUGUUAACACCAUGAAAGACUUUUUGAUAACCCCGCUUGGUAUUGAAUAUAUCAUUUUGAUGCUGAAGAAGAAUUGCCGGACCCCCGGAUGGGAUGUUUUGGAUGCGAUGCGAAAGAUCCUUGCAGAUAGACACAAACCGGCCAUGCAACCAUCUCUGCUUGUGCUGUACUAUGCAGGCCACGGAAAAUUACAGCCAACCGGGAGUUUACGCUGA
Penicillium malachiteum is the source of this 369-nucleotide messenger RNA. RefSeq lists its product as uncharacterized. Lineage: Eukaryota; Fungi; Ascomycota; Eurotiomycetes; Eurotiales; Aspergillaceae. The transcript has 2 exons. Bases 1 to 369 code for a protein of 122 amino acids. The record is from RefSeq and is a predicted model, not a curated record.